Molecule: messenger RNA, 3076 nt
Organism: Entelurus aequoreus (snake pipefish)
Lineage: Eukaryota; Metazoa; Chordata; Actinopteri; Syngnathiformes; Syngnathidae
Gene: slc9a7
Product: solute carrier family 9 member 7
Exons: 16
Coding region: 91-2193 (700 amino acids)
Biological process (GO): regulation of pH; sodium ion transport; proton transmembrane transport
Cellular component (GO): membrane; recycling endosome
Molecular function (GO): sodium:proton antiporter activity
Source: RefSeq, a predicted model, not a curated record
GUGUGUCUCUGAAGCGGCGGUGCGUCAUCUCCCGGCGCUGACAUGGCGUAAAAACAAGGAGCCGGUGUGCGCGCGCAGCUUCUCCGAGUCAUGGACGACCCCCGACGGCGCAGCGGAGCACGCGCCGCGUCCUCGACGACCACGACGGCGACGAAGAUGAUGGCGGUGAUGAUGAAGAUAAUGAUGAUGAUGAUGAUGAUGAUGGUGGUGGCGCAUCCCGCGGCGACGUCCGCUGGAGCGCAGGACGCGGCGAUGGAGGAGCUGGCGACGGAGAAGGAAGCGGAGGAAAGUCACCGCCAGGACAGCGUCAACCUCCUCACCUUCAUGCUGCUGCUCACCCUCACCAUCCUCACCAUCUGGCUCUUCAAGCACCGCACUGUCCGCUUCCUGCACGAGACCGGACUGGCCAUGAUCUACGGGCUGCUGGUGGGCGUCAUCCUGCGAUACGGCAUCCCCGCCACCAGCUACCACAACAGGAGCCCCCCCAGCUGCUCCCUGGCCACGGGGCCCACCAGCAGCCUGGUGCUCAACGUCAGCGGCAGGUUGCUGGAGUUCACCCUCAAGGGCCAGAUCGACUCGGCUGACAUCCACAACGUGGAGCAGAACGACAUGUUACGCAAGGUGACCUUUGACCCCGAGGUCUUCUUCAACAUCCUGCUGCCUCCCAUCAUCUUCCAUGCGGGUUACAGCCUGAAGAAGAAACUUUUCUUUAGGAAUCUGGGCUCCAUUCUCACCUACGCCUUUCUGGGCACCGCCGUGUCCUGUUUCGUCAUCGGGAAUCUGAUGUACGGCGUGGUGAAGGUGAUGCAAGUACUGGGCCAGCUGAGUGACAAGUUCUACUACACCGACUGUCUUUUCUUCGGCGCCAUCAUCUCUGCCACCGACCCAGUGACGGUGUUGGCCAUCUUCAACGAGCUGCACGCAGACGGUGAUCUUUACGCGCUGCUGUUUGGCGAGAGUGUGAUGAACGACGCGGUGGCCAUCGUCUUGUCCUCCUCCAUCCUGGCGUACCAGCCGAGAGGCGCCAACACGCACACGUUCGACGCCGCCGCCUUCUUCAAGUCGGUGGGCGUCUUCCUGGGCAUCUUCAGCGGCUCCUUCAUGAUGGGCGCCGCCACGGGGGUGGUGACCGCCCUCGUCACCAAGUUCACCAAGCUGCACUGCUUCCCCCUGCUGGAGACCGCCCUCUUCUUCCUCAUGUCCUGGAGCACCUUCCUGCUGGCCGAGGCCUGCGGAUUCACGGGUGUGGUGGCCGUGCUCUUCUGUGGCAUCACUCAGGCUCACUACACCUUUAACAACCUGUCCCCUGACUCCACCAGGCGCACCAAGCAGCUGUUUGAGCUUCUCCACUUCCUGGCUGAGAACUUCAUCUUCUCCUACAUGGGCCUGGCUCUCUUCACCUUCCAGAAGCACGUCUUCAGCCCCCUCUUCAUCGCGGGAGCGUCCGUGGCCAUCUUCAUCGGGCGGGCGCUCAACAUCUACCCGCUGUCCUUCCUGCUCAACCUGGGCCGCAGACACAAGAUCUCAGGCAACCUGCAGCACAUGAUGAUGUUUGCGGGCCUGCGCGGCGCCAUGGCCUUCGCCCUGGCCAUCCGGGACACGGCCACCUACGCCCGGCAGAUGAUCUUCACCACCACGCUGCUCAUCGUCUUCUUCACCGUCUGGGUCUUUGGAGGCGGGACCACGCCCAUGUUGUCAUGGCUGCACAUCAGAGUGGGCGUGGACUCCCAGGAGGAGCAGCAGACAUCUGCAGAUACCUUCCACGUCCUUCAGGAGGAUGGAAGUGAAAGUAAAAGCAAGCAAGAAAGCGCCUGGCUCUUCAGGAUGUGGUACUCCUUCGACCACAAUUACCUGAAGCCCAUGUUGACACACAGCGGCCCCCCGCUCACGUCCACGCUGCCCGCCUACUGCGCACCCUUGGCCAGCUGCCUCACCGCCACCAGGUCCUCUGAGAACCACGAGCAGCCGAGGGACCCGGACUGCGACCUGAUCCGCAACGAUGGCGACCUGACCUUCACGUUCGGAGACACGGCCAUCGCCACAAACGGGGUGUCUGGCGACGGGGGGGCGGGAUGGAGCUCCAACGGACGAGGGAGCAGCAGCACGUCGGAGGAGGCCCUCCAGCGGGACCUGGACUCCAGGGAACUGAGCCGCGGAACCAGACUGGUCUUCCCCAUCCAGGAUCUCACUUGAACACACACACACACACACACACACACACACACACACACAUACACACACACACACACACACACACAGACAAAGAUGGCGGUCAUUCCUGAGGGAGGAGACACUUUUUGAUUUAUUUUUCUUCUGCCAAGGAAGGUUAAGUUUGCCAAAAUGAGCCAAAAAUGUCCUUCAUCCACUAGAAGAUGAUCACAAACAUGAAUUACUAAAAUCUUUAAUUUUGCUUCAUUUUGUGGGACAGAAGGAAACAAAUAAUGAUGUCAUCAAAAGUGUCCAUUUAAUAUGAAAUAUAUUGCAACUUCCUUUCACAAUUGAUUGUAUAUUAAUUACAGUCUAAUAAUAAACAUAUAAAUAUAUAUGUAAUACAUAUUACUUAUUUAUGUUAUAUAUAUUCUGCAGUUGAAUUAUUUCAAUUGAGUUCUUUCAUGUAUUGAUGAUUUAUUGAAUGUUUUCGUGUCAGCACUUGAGGAAUUGAUUUGCUGCUGUCAAAGUCAGUGGGCGGGUCCUAACACCUGAUUGGUUAGUCGCCACGUCCGCUUCAUUGCACUCAUUGGACGAGGUUCCUCUUAGCCCCGCCCACUGACACGUGAGCUAAAGGAUUACAUUUUGGGAAUGAUUUGACAAAUACUCGACUAAAUAUAGGAAUAUUUGAUUAAAGUGUGAAAUAAAGAAUGACGUUGUUGGAUGAAUAUGGACAUAAAAUGAUGUAUUAGAUUAAUAAAUGACAUAUUUAAUAACAUAAAUUUAAGCUCAUGACAUUUUCAAAUCAAAGUGUUCAAAAGUGCUUAUUUAAGUUAAUGACGUCGUUUUUCAUUGUGACUCUUAUUAUGGAUGCCUUACUAUUUGUUGUGUUUAUUGCCUGGCAGGAAAGACGCCAACAAAUAAAACC